Messenger RNA from Oryza brachyantha (malo sina), 1492 nucleotides. RefSeq names its product NAC domain-containing protein 48-like. Gene Ontology annotation, biological process: regulation of DNA-templated transcription. The record is from RefSeq and is a predicted model, not a curated record. The transcript has 3 exons. Bases 33 to 983 code for a protein of 316 amino acids. NCBI's taxonomy places the organism in Eukaryota, Viridiplantae, Streptophyta, Magnoliopsida, Poales, Poaceae. Gene Ontology annotation, molecular function: DNA binding.
UCCCCGGAGUCAAGAAGAAGGAGGAGAAGGAGAUGAGCGGCGGCGGAGCAGGAGGGGCGGCGGCGGAGAGGCAGGAGCUGCAGCUGCCGCCGGGCUUCCGGUUCCACCCGACGGACGAGGAGCUGGUGGUGCACUACCUCUGCCGGCGCUGCGCCGGGCUGCCCGUCGCCGUGCCCAUCAUCGCCGAGGUCGACCUCUACAAGUACGAUCCAUGGCAGCUGCCGAGAAUGGCGCUGUACGGCGAGAAGGAGUGGUACUUCUUCUCCCCGCGGGACCGCAAGUACCCAAACGGGUCGCGGCCGAACCGCGCCGCCGGCUCCGGCUACUGGAAGGCCACCGGCGCCGACAAGCCGGUGGGCACGCCGAGACCGGUGGCCAUCAAGAAGGCCCUCGUCUUCUAUGCCGGCAAGGCGCCCAAGGGCGACAAGACCAACUGGAUCAUGCACGAGUACCGCCUCGCCGACGUCGACCGCUCUGCCCGCAAGAAGAACAGCCUCAGGCUGGAUGACUGGGUCCUGUGCCGAAUCUACAACAAGAAGGGCGGCUUGGAGAAGCCGAUCGGCGGCGGCGCCGGCGGCGGUGAGCGUGCCAAUAUGAGCCACGGGGAGGCUGCGGCGUCGGCCGGCUCGCCGCCGGAGCAGAAGCCGUCCGUGCUUCUGCCUCCGCCGCACGCGCAGCCGCCACCGCCUCCGCCGCCGCAGCCGUUCUCUGAGCUGGCGGCGUUCUACGACGUGCUGCGGCCGUCGGACUCGAUGCCGCGGGCGCACGCCGACUCGAGCUGCUCGGAGCACGUGCUCACGACGUCGGCGUCGUCAUGCGGCGUCGAGCGGCCGGAGGUGCAGAGCCAACCCAAGAUCGCCGAGUGGGAGCGCACGUUCGCUGGCGCCGCCGACCAGGGCGGCUCGACGCUGGGCCAGCUCGACCCCGCCGCCGGCGACCCGCUCCUCCAGGACAUCCUCAUGUACUGGGGCAAGCCGUUCUGAUCGGCUCGGCUCGGCUUGAGCUGGGAGGGGUGACUCGAGCGAGCCGCUAGAAAUCGAUCGGUGGCCGUUGGAUGGCGAGCCGAGUUAUUGGUAGCCGCCGGAUGGGAGAUGGAAUCGCGUUUUAAUUAGCAGUAAUAUGGACGGUGGCGAUGAGACGCGGGAGCCCCGACAUGCAGGUAGGAAGGAGAUGUGAUGCAUGGUACUGUACUAGUAUUACUUGAGAGUUAAACUGUAUGUAUAUGCGAUUAAUUUGUUUGGCUAAUGGCUCGAUCGAUCUGGUCACACCUUAGCAUAUUUUCUCUCUUGACUGUGUGUUUUUGGUAGCGGUACUAGUUUUCUAUUUUUUUAAGAAGAUUUGUUUCGGUCCAACAAAAAGUAUCUCGAGAUACCGGUAUCUCGUGGUAUGAAAUCUUUCUGAUCAUUGGAUGUAACAUUGCACAUCCUACUCAGCUAGAUCCAAUGGUGAAAAAUGAUUUAGUAUCUUGAGGUACCGGUAUCUCGAGGUAUUU